Xyrauchen texanus (razorback sucker) is the source of this 992-nucleotide messenger RNA. RefSeq names its product glutamine amidotransferase-like class 1 domain-containing protein 3, mitochondrial. The transcript is spliced from 5 exons. The coding region runs from base 58 to 732 and encodes 224 amino acids. Lineage: Eukaryota; Metazoa; Chordata; Actinopteri; Cypriniformes; Catostomidae. The record is from RefSeq and is a predicted model, not a curated record.
UCAAGAAGAGGUUGUGCACUUCACUGUAAAGCUAACUCCUCAAGUGUACUAAAUAAGAUGGCAAAGAGUGUGGCAGUGAUCCUCUCUGGGUGUGGCGUGUAUGAUGGCACAGAAGUCCAUGAGGCAUCAGCUGUAAUGGUACACCUGAGUCGGGCAGGUGCCAAGGUUUCAAUGUUUGCACCUGACAGUGAGAUGAUGCACGUGGUGAACCAUUGUGAGGGUAAACCUGUGACGGAAAAGAGGAAUGCAUUGCAGGAGAGCGCCCGUAUCGCCCGUGGAGACGUCACUGAUCUGGACAAACUAGAUGUCUCUGCUUUUGAUGCGCUCAUCAUUCCAGGUGGGUUUGGCGUGGCUAAAAACCUGAGUGAUUGGGCUACCAAAGGCAAGGAGUAUUCAAUCAAACCCCAGGUGGAGAAGGUCAUCAAAGGUUUCCAUCAAGCAGGAAAGCCCAUGGGCAUGUGCUGUAUCGCCCCUGUACUCGCAGCUAAAGCUAUUCCAGGAUGUGAGCUCACCGUGGGCCAUGACAAGGAGUGUGAGAUGUGGCCGUAUGCUCAGGUUGCAAAAUCCAUGGCAGAACUGGGGUGCAAGCACUUGAAUAAGAAUGUUGGCGAGGUGCAUGUUGAUAAGAAGAACAAAUUGGUGACUACCAGCGCAUUCAUGUGCAACGCUCCCGUCCAUGAGGUCUUUGAUGGUGUGGGUGUCAUGGUCAAAGAAGUUCUCAAACUAGCCUAACUUUGUCAUUUCAACUGUCUAAAUUAAAUAUGUUUAUAUAUUCCAGUCUUUUAACCCAUCAAGGUUAAAUAUGUGUCACAAUUUAUAUCUCGCAAAACUGGUGAGACCAGUUCAUGUUCACUAAAGGAACAUUAAUGUCAAUUAUUUAAUAGAAUAACCUUUUGCGGGACUUCUGCACUGACUGUCAAUGUUUGUUUUUGUGAUAUUAUACCAGUAAAGAUUCCAGAGUUUCUAAAAACCCUUCCUUGUUCUUGAUUUCA